Messenger RNA from Guillardia theta CCMP2712, 585 nucleotides. RefSeq lists its product as hypothetical. Bases 1 to 585 code for a protein of 194 amino acids. The record is from RefSeq and is a predicted model, not a curated record. NCBI's taxonomy places the organism in Eukaryota, Cryptophyceae, Pyrenomonadales, Geminigeraceae. The transcript has a single exon.
AUGCAGAACGUCUCGGCAAGUUCUGAGAACAGCAGCGAGAAGAAGAGGAAAUCCUUUGGGCUGAAACCAGGUAUCGACGUGGACAGAGCUUACGACAAGAUCCGCCAAGAGUACCAACGAAACCGCAAGGCCUUCCAGUAUCUCUACCCCAACGAGAGCCAGGACAUGGUGCAGAAGACUUACGGGUUGGACGAUGAGAGGCAGCACGAACUGAUGAGGAUCAAACGGCAUUUACAGGCCGGUCAGAUCUAUCAGCUCAGCCGCAGCAGAGAUAGUCCAGAUGGCAAGACUGCCGCAAACAAACCAGCUGACUGGGUGCUGUGCUUGAAGAGAGGGAGUAUGAGCGGAACCAAAGGAGGGAUAUAUGAGGCCGACAUUCGUCAGAUACAUAACUUCUCUAGAGGACUUCAAACUCACAACGACGACAACGCCAAAGGACUCGAUGAAGUUGGAGUCGCGCGGAUGAAAUUGUCCGCAAGGGAGGAGGAGCUCGCAGAUCUCAGUCAGCGCCAGCUGUUCAUGAGGAAAUAUGAGGAAAGGCAGAGAAAGGCUGGGAAAGAUGAUGCUCUUUAUCCAGCCCUGUGA